UUUCUUCCCAACUUCAACUGCCAAACACACGACAGUCCCAAUACUACUCGUGUCCUUCCUUACCUUUUCUGUUAUUUUCGGUUUGAUUUCCGUUAUCCGACCAUGGGCCAUUUCGAUAACUGCACACCAGACCAGCGCUUCAGUGUGACGCAUGCUGCGGGCUGGCAUGAGACUGGCACAGAAAAGAUCAUCAUUGACUGGGACCAACGGCGUUUCAUUGCCGUUGCCACGCCAUGGAAAGAGGAAGAUGAAGACUUCUUUCUUCAUGCACUCGCCGAGCAUAUUGACGACAUUUCCUCGGACGUUAUACAGAUCGAGGUCGGCGAGGACGGCGAGCUACUGAAAACCACAACCGAUCUAGUUGUUGACCCUACCAGGAUUCCAUUCUAUCCCUCUCCAUUAGAUUAUAUGACCCAAGUACAACAUAUUAGACGUGAUGAGCUGAUUGAGGUCAGUCGCAUGGGCGUUCAGGUUGACCUGUGUGAGCACACUUCUACAACUGGCUCGCCACCGCAGCAGGUUGCGUUUAAAUAUUAUUUCAACGAGGGCAACAUGGAAGCGAUAUGGGAUGAGGCGAAUUGUCUCUCUCGCAUACCUAGGCACCCCAACAUCAUUCCCUUUCAUGGUCUUGUUAUCGACCGUGUUGAGGGCCAAGACAACGACAAAGUGGUGGGCUUCACAACCCCCUUCGUGCCGGGUGGCACAAUUGAGGACAAUAUCUCGAGACCUUUCAAGCUCAAGCACCUUAGACAGCUCACCUCAACUAUCGAUUACCUUAACCUUGAGCUGGGAAUCUGCCAUAGCGACAUCACGCCAUACAACCUCCUCAUCGACCCAAGAACGGACAACAUUAUCAUAUUCGACUUUAAUCUCGCAGCCAGGCUGGACUGGGAAGAAGAGCAUCCUGAAAGACAAGACUAUGACCCGGAUCGGGAUGACGUCAAAUUCACCGCUUUUACGCUUUACGAGAUCAUUACCCGAGACACGCACCUAAGGGAUGAGAACGACCCCCAUGAGCUGGAUAUAGCCAUGGUACUCGACACUCCAGCUUGGGAGAAGCACGAGGAAGUUGUCCUUGACGCUCCCGUGGCCGAUUACAGGCGACAACUUGAUGAGUGGAUGACAACGCGACGGGCUAGGUCGGGUGACGGGGCGCAGGAGGAAAAGCAGCAGCAACAGACACUGUCACUCUGGAAGCAGGCCCCCGGUGCGUUCGACUGGCCACCACUCCCUGAGCUGCCCGAGGUAAUGUUCUUCGGGGCGAUGCGGAGGAUACACUAUCAGUAUAGACGCGAUAUGGUCCGGCACGGCGCCAAUUUCCUGACGUGGCAGCGGCCGCCAAGCUGCGCGCUACCUCUCGCUGAAGGCAAGAAACUUCUUGCCACGGGAAAACUGGUGGAAGCUUCGAAGUGAUCUGUGGUAGCAGUGAGCCAAAUUGCACUGAGGCGUGAAGCUAAUUUCAAGGGCUUUGUUAUAGAUCUUCACGCAGAGCUUGCUACAACUUUGUCUUUGGUUACUAUGAGGACCUAGAA
Diaporthe batatas is the source of this 1532-nucleotide messenger RNA. RefSeq lists its product as uncharacterized. NCBI's taxonomy places the organism in Eukaryota, Fungi, Ascomycota, Sordariomycetes, Diaporthales, Diaporthaceae. Bases 103 to 1413 code for a protein of 436 amino acids. The transcript has a single exon. Gene Ontology annotation, biological process: protein phosphorylation; intracellular signal transduction. The record is from RefSeq and is a predicted model, not a curated record. Gene Ontology annotation, molecular function: protein serine/threonine kinase activity; ATP binding.